UUUAUAUCUCUUGAUUUAACUUCUGGUUAUUGGCAAGUAGAAGUUAAAGAGAAAGAUAAAGAAAAGACUGUAUUUAUUACUAAAUAUAGUCUUUAUGAAUUCAAUGUGAUACCUUUUGGACUUUCAAAUGCCUCUCCACAUUUCAAAAACUUAUGA
Dentiscutata heterogama is the source of this 156-nucleotide messenger RNA. The record is from the annotation of a GenBank genome assembly. Lineage: Eukaryota; Fungi; Glomeromycota; Glomeromycetes; Diversisporales; Gigasporaceae.